GGUUUCCUAUUUCCAAACCUGAUGUGAUCUUGCAGCUGGAAUGAGGGGAAGAACCAUGGAUCUGAGACCUCCAGAGCUCUGAGAAAGAAGUGCUCCUGAGAGCUGCCUUCACAGGCACAGGGAGUGACCUCUGUCUGGAUUCUCUCUGUCUCCCAUCCGGCGAUGGGAUGGUGAGUGAGAAUGAGGAGGAGAAACCCCAGCAGGAAGACACUGUGCAAGUAGAACUACCUUGGAUGUUAUCAGGAAGAUCCAAAGGGAAUGUUUCCACGAUUUGUGCACUCCCAGAAAACACACAAGCCUGUGAGACUCAGCAGAGGCCAGAGGAAAACUACAGUAGCCAUUCAGACCUUAUUCCACGCAACAGAAUCAACUUGGAAGAGACACGCUCCAUGUGCCAUGAGUGUGGGAAAAGCUUCAUUCAGCGCUCAGACCUUAUCAGACAUCAGAGAAUCCACACGGGGGCGCUGCCCUUCGCAUGCGCUGAUUGCGGGAAAAGCGGCAAUCGGAGCUCUCACCUUAUCAGACAUCAGAGAAUCCACAUACGGGAUAUGCCCUAUACGUGCUCUGAGUGCGGGAAAAGCUUCAAUCAGAGCUCUGUCCUGAGCGCACACAGGAGAAUCCACACAGGGGAGAUGCCCUACACAUGCCCUGAGUGUGGGAAAAGCUUCAAUCACAGCUCAAACUUUAUUAGACAUCACAAAAUCCACAUGAGAAUGAACUGUUAUAAAUCCCUGGACUAG
Gopherus evgoodei (Goodes thornscrub tortoise) is the source of this 740-nucleotide messenger RNA. Its product is annotated as zinc finger and SCAN domain-containing protein 2-like. Bases 168 to 740 code for a protein of 190 amino acids. Gene Ontology annotation, biological process: regulation of transcription by RNA polymerase II. The transcript has 2 exons. Lineage: Eukaryota; Metazoa; Chordata; Testudines; Testudinidae. The record is from RefSeq and is a predicted model, not a curated record. Gene Ontology annotation, molecular function: RNA polymerase II cis-regulatory region sequence-specific DNA binding; DNA-binding transcription factor activity, RNA polymerase II-specific.